UACGGUUCCUCGUCUACGGUCAUUCCACUCUUGACAGUGGGGCUGAGUGGACCUCCAGUUUAUUUUCCCCCGAAACAAACAAUUUCAAAUUGAAAUUUUUGAAUAUUAUUUUUCAUUUCCCCCGACAGUGUUUCACAUCUGAGGCGAUACCAAGUGAGAAACCGUCGUUCGAAUCUUUUGGACAGCCGUAAUCGAGAUAUCUACGAUGGGGGAAUCUACAGUUGCCUUCUUUCUUCUACUUCUGGUUGCUGGUGUUUGCCGGGCCGACACGGGUGCCAACACUUAUUACGGUCGUCUGAUCGGUUCACUGGAGUCGCAGUACCACGGGAUCCGCGGCGACGUCUACGCCGUCGAUGCACGAACUCUUUUCAUCAAGUCCUUCUCCUACGAUGGCAAAGGCCAAGAUGCGCUUUUCUACGCCGGAUCGUCGUCCCGAGUCGGAACGGACGGAUUCGUCAUCCCUAACGAAGAUGGCUCAACGGAAAGUCUUUCGAGGGCUUACGAGGACCAAGACUUGACGCUAACUCUACCCGAAGGCAAAACCAUCAAAGAAAUCCGUUGGUUGACUGUAUGGAGUCGAUCCUUUUCCGAGGCUUUUGGUGAAGUCAAAGUGUCAGCUGGUUUUGAUUACCCGCGUCCUCAACGCUUGACCCCGCUGUCGGGCAUCCACCAAGUCGCUUCGGAUCGUAUCUACGUCGUUGACGCUCAGACUUUCCUCUUGCCCAAUUUCACUUACGACGGACAAGCUCCCGAUGCCUUUUUCUGGGUGGGUACCGGCUCCAAGCCUAGCCAAGAGGGAGCUCAAGUGCCGGACGAAAAUGGCAAAAUCGACCCGCUGCGCCGCUACGACACGAAAACGCUGGUGCUGACUCUUCCGGGUGAUUUGACGGUUUUCGACGUCGAAUGGCUGAGUGUCUGGUGCAAGGCUUACGGCAUCGAUUUCGGUCACAUCCGCAUCCCCAAGAGCCUCAACGUGCCUCCGUCGCUCAAAAUGCUCGGCGUCGCACCUCAGGCCAAACUGAACUGUGAAGUGCUCUGGGAUGACCUAGCGCUCGAGGUGCGAUGGGCGGUUGCUGGCGAGACCAUCGUCCUCCAACUCGUCGGGAAAAUUGAUGACGGGCAAUACGUGGCGUUCGGACCCAGCGGAGAUUCCAAGAGGACGAGAAUGAUCGGAGCCGAUGUAGCCGUCGGUUGGCUGGAUCGUGCGAGUGGCAAGGGCUUUGUUCACGAUCACUACAUGACGUCCAAGAGCGCGUGCACGGCCGGAAAGGGAGUAUGCCAAGACACCCAGUCCGCUCGUGGCACCAAUAACAUCCGAUUGCUCAAUGCUGCUCUCGUCAAUGAUUACGUCAUGCUGACCUACCAGAGGCCACUCAAAGCUCAAGAUGAACAGGACAAAAGCAUCAUCACCAAUGGAACGCAGGCCGUCAUUUGGGCCGUUGGACCACUCAGUUCGGACAAUGAACCCACUUAUCAUAAACUCAGAAAUAAAGGUGAUUUGUUGAUCGAUUUCGGACGAUCGCCUUUCUGGAAUUGUCCAGCUCCGGAAGACCCCACUGUGACAUCGAGUUCUGUGACUGUUCCCAGCGUUCAACGUCGACCGACCACCGAAGAGCCUUGGCCUUCAUUGGAUGGUAACUCUGUGGGAUCUAACACCAAAUAUUUGGCCAAGAACCAACCACCACCACCGCCGCCGCCUUCCACACCUGCCGUGCUUACUAGGCCGCCCUGGUACAUCCCAGCCAUCGAGUGUAAUGAGCCGGAAAAUCACGUCUAUUACGCCCAUCUAGGCCCGACUGGGGGCAGUCAAGGAUACAACGCUAUUACAGGCAACCAAGGCUGGGGUGUUUCCUGGUUCAUCAACGGACUGCUCAUUCCCGAAGUGACAGUCGUUCGUGGCCAGACGUACACUUUUGUGGUAGAAGGUGGCCAGGAUCCCGAUCGUCCGUCUCGCUAUCACCCAUUCUACAUCACCGACGAUCCCGAAGGUGGUUACGAGUUCAAAACACCUGCCGAGAGAUCCAAAAUCAAAAUCUUUGCUGGCGUAAAUUACGAUCGCGAUGGCAAUCCAGCAUCUUCAGCUCAGGGCCGUCUCUGUGAAUGGGUGGAAGAUCCUAGCCAACCGGCCGACAAGUUUUCGUCUUUUGGGGCGUAUCAGAGAACGUUGAAACUCCAUUGCGAGGAAGGUGAGCCGGCCAUCAUGCAGUUCAAGCCGGACGCGUACACUCCCGACACCGUCUACUAUCAGUCCUACAUUCACCGAUAUUUGGGCUGGAAAAUCCGCGUUGUGGAUCGCUGCGACCUGGGCGAUAACAAUCGCAAAGCGGAUGUGUCUGGACAAGGAUCAGCUCCGUUGAAACCCUCGCCCAAAGAGCCUUCAGAAGACGAACAGAAAGAGUAUCCGGAUUAUUACGAAGAUGAUUCACCCCGUUUCCAAGAAAUCAAGAAAAUGGAUGCCGCCUCUUCUCCGAACAAUGUUGAUUUCGGGCCGGAGAUUCGAACACCAGGUGAGAGCGGCGAUUUCUUCCCGGAAAAUCCGUUCAGGGGUAACUUCCCAACCGAUUUUGAAGAUUUCUUCAAAGAGUCGAGCUUUGGCGGUAGAGAAGAUGAAAGGCCAGUGCCACAACGUACUACAGUACCACCACGCCCGUCACCUUCACCCCGCCCUACAGCUCCGCAACGUCCAACAGUACGCUAUCCAGCACCACUCCCAACUGCACCUCCGACACCUCCCACUGUCAAGCCAACCAAACCCGUUCCCGUUCCUGUGAGAACGACCGAACCCCCUCAGAGGCAAAUUCCAUCGCAAAACGUCAAAACGGAAGAACAGAAGCCUCAUUCCGGCCUGUCCAUCGCGGGCCCUGUCAAACAACUAACUAAGCUCAUCCAGCAUUCCACCAACUUCCGCCAGCGACCCAAUUCGCAGAAUCAAAAUCAGAAAGAAUCGUCACCCAAUCACGAUUUAGCGGAACCCCGUCCGUUGAUUCCGGAUAGGUCGCGUGAUCGCCCACAGCAGCCGGAAAGACCUGCAUGGAGUCCGUCAUCAAACGAGCAAGAAAGCACGCAUUUCAACAUUAAGGAAACGAUUCCAACAAGGAUCAAUCCACCUCCGGUUCAGUCGCACUCUUUCAACCAGCAAUCCGCAUCCUCCAACCUUCCGUUUUUCCGACAACAAAACGACCAGAUCGGCGGUAUUUUCAAUCCAAACACCAUCAUUCUCGAGAGUGGUUUCAAACCUAUCCGGAAUGCGGAUGGGCCGAUCCCACCGCUUGGAUUUGACGUCGAGCCUCAGCAGAACGCGCAAGGGAAAGGAAUCUCUGCCGAAGAUCCGAGAUUCACGACGGAUUCACCAAGUUUGGUAACAUUGGAUCCCGUUUUCGUCGCUUCCGAACAAGAUCACCGCAGACCCAAAGAACCCGUUCCCAUCACGUUGCCCAAGGCUGUUGUACCGGUUGUUCCCGGACCAUCGGCACCUGUUCCGAGGUUCCCUCCUAAUCACGAAGCCAACCAGCAGCAGGUGAACCACUUCAAUCAACAACAAUUCAGACCACACCCGACGCCUCCUUCCCAGCGUCAGCAACAGCAGCGACCUCAUUUCAACGGCCAGGAUGUUAAUGCUCGUCCCCACACACCUCCACCUUCUCCUCCUGCUCGCAAGAAGUCUUCAGGUUUGGCUGCAUUUUUCAGCUUUGGUGGUAACCGCCGGAAGGAGCAGAACACCCCUCCCCUGGCUACGCCGAUUGCUGCUGGACCAUCUGGGCCUUCUCCUAAUAAUAGGCCAUCGCUAAAUUGGCAACCUCAGAACGGUCCUCUCCUUCAACUGAGACAUCCGUCAGCUGGACAAAACCGUGAACAGCUGUUACCGCAACCUCUACAAGGACCGCCACCGGGACUCCAUGUUCAACGACCUUUUGCUGGAGAAGGACACAAACAUCAAGGUGAACAGCCGUUAUCGCUGCAGCAGCGACAGCAGCAAGAGGGUCAACUAAAGAACCGCAAUAAUCCGGCGCAAAAUCAGCCGUCAUUACAACCGCAGUCCAAGCCAAAUCAAGGACUAACGGGCCUUCUUCAAAGAUUCCUGGGCGGUGGGGACCGACGCAAAGAUAUUUCUCGACCACUGCAAAUGGACAAAAAAGCAGAUGGACCUCAUGCCAUACACAAAGGUCCACCUCCUGUCUCGAUAAAUGGAAAAGCUGAUUUGCCGUUUCCACCAAACUUCCAAGGGCCGCUUCCACCCAUCAUUUCCUCUAAAGUUCAGGCGGCCACUAGGCCCAAUUUUGACGGAGUCCGCCGUUCUGAGCGUCCGUUGAAGAACCCCAACGUUCUAGAUCAGUUUUCAGCAUCCAUUAUCAAAGGAGGAUCCGUUUUGGGAACUGGAGGCAAGCCCGUCAUCACGGAUGAAGAGAGAGCUCAGUUGGAACGAUUUUUAUUUGGGCCAUCAGAACAAUACACCCCAAGAUCAUUUCCAUCCGAGUCUUUGUUAAGCAACCUCGAGGAAUGGUUGUCCGGUGAAGCUCCUUCCGAAUCUUUACUAAGUAAAAUUGCCGAAGUUUUAUCCGUUGAAGCCUCGACGGAUAUUUCUCCAGAAGAAGAUAGCACUGUUGAACCAGAUGCCUCAACCACUUUACCAACAACCAAUGAUGAAGAGAUUUCCUCUGUCGACGAAAAGUCCCAUAAUGUCUUAAAUGAUGAUGACAAUAAAGAAAUCGAUCCUGUUGAAAGCCAAUCACAGCGACGGAAGCGACAAGCCGUCGAUGAUGAACGGAAUGACAAUCAACUUUUGGAUAAAAUUCCUCAACAGGAUUCGAGCCAGCUGCCAGUUGAACACCGCGGAUUGGACGACGAGGAAGUAAACGAUUCUCAUGAAAACAAUAACAGUAGUUCCACUAAAUUUGCUCCUUGGUUCUCCGUUACUUCCGCAUUAUUCUUACUUAUUGGUUUGACAGGAAUCCAGUUAAAUCACAUUUAAUAACCUAUAAUGUUUUUCCAAUCUACUUCCUUAUUGUAAAUAAUUGCCAAUAAGCAAUCGACUGACGAUGUCAGCACAUAACUCAGAUUGAAUUGCAACACAAAAUGGUUGGGUUUCACUUAAAUUGCAUUACAGAACAGAAAAAAAGGAUGGCUUGUUCUUAAAUUUCACUCUUAUAAUUUAUUGCUUAUUUAUAUUCCUUUGUCACGGUUUCAAAAUUGGUCUUAGUUUAAUGUAAUAGGGAUGUCUUGUUUUGCAGUGUAUGUGCUUUUCUACAAAAUCUUUUUGCAAACUACCUGAUUUCUGACGGAAUAUAACAAGUGGCAAUACACACAAUUGGGAAUA
Daphnia pulicaria is the source of this 5314-nucleotide messenger RNA. Its product is annotated as protein Skeletor, isoforms D/E-like. The record is from RefSeq and is a predicted model, not a curated record. Lineage: Eukaryota; Metazoa; Arthropoda; Branchiopoda; Diplostraca; Daphniidae. The transcript has 15 exons. The coding region runs from base 206 to 4969 and encodes 1587 amino acids.